AUGAGCAGUGAAAGUCAAGCUGGGGUCGCAGUAGAAAAAGAGCAAUACGACACCGGGCUAUCUCUUUCAUUUGGUGAGGUCGAUGAUGUAGAUGACGAGGUUAAGAGAAAGUAUACCAUAGUUGAUUUGCUGUCUAGUUCCGAGAAAGGAGACGUGGAGGAACUGGACACCAUAGUCAGACAUGGUAUCCCUGUACAUUCUACCACCAAGAGUGGCUCGUCCGUAUUGCACUAUGCGGCACGUAAUGGACAAUCUGAGAUGAUACGUCAUCUGAUAGACAACUAUCCCGCGUGCCAUGUCAAAGUUUCUAUGAUGGAGUCUGGAUACUUUAGUGAGCCCCGAAGCUCUUUGCCUGCUGACAAACCUCAUGACAGCUCUCCGUCGGAAUCUGGGAUACGUGAUGCGGCCGACAAAUAUACACCUGAAGGCGACGAGACGCCACAUAGUAGAGACGUAACACUUACACACACAAAGGAAGAUUCUUACGACAUAGUUCAGCAUUUGACACCGGAAGUCAUUCACAGAAACUGGAUCGGUCUGCAUCGAUCUGCAGCAGAGGGAAAUUCAUAUGAUGUGUUGCGCAUGAUUGAAAACGGAGCAAACACAAUGAAGAAAAUAAAUAGCGCAUUCUUCCCCAACAUUCAUCUGAAACCCAAACAAAUGCUCACUCCAUUGGAGGUAGCUUUCUUUUCAGGGAAAGAAGAAAUGACGUCACUUCUGAUCCGAUAUACUGAUGACGACAUUGUUAGGCGGUGUCUGUCGAUGUGUGCAAAUGGGUACGUAACUUUAAAGCCAUAUAUCGUCAAGGGGAUGCUUGAAAAGCAAUAUAAAGAUAAAUUCAUCGAGGUCGUGUUUGGAGAAUACAAGCCAAAGAAACAGAAAAUGUUUAUAAUAUACACGGACGUCAUCGCACAUGGCAGUGAAACAAACGAGGCCGGUUACCCGGUACAGUUCCGAAAUCCAUCUGUCUCCAGCGACGAGAGUCGAAAAGCGUUAUAUCACUGCCAACAGAACAACUACAUCUUGUCAGAAGAUGACAGAAUAUUAGUAGCCAGAGCAAUCAAACAACACAGCGACAAACUCUGGAAAAAUCAUUCAAAUUUGCGAGGCAUUUUGUCAUCGCCGGUAAAAUCCGUCGGAGGCUCAUUCAAGAAACAAACAUGUUUGGUUAUUUUAUGCCACUUCAAGGGGUUCGUUCCCGACAAGGAGCUGGCAUUUCCGCCGGAACUAAAGGUCGGGAAUGACACACUUCCUGUAGAUGUUAGAGAGGGACAUGUUGUCCUACAUCACGUACACAGUCCUAACGCUCUACAUCAACCCCUGAGUUUUGGAUGCAACAUCGGAACUGCGGACGACCCAACGUUGAGGUUCGGAAGCAUUGGUCCGUUUGUAGAACUGCAAGAUGGCAAGAUUGGUUUCAUCACGUGUGCACACGUCGUUAAUGGCCCCGUGACUUAUGUUGAGGACAGCGUACCCAAUAUACCUGUCCUACAACCAAGCACCGGAAACACAGGGUAUCCGGAGGAUGACCGGAUAUGUGGUGAAGUAGUUUAUCUGAAGUACAGCCUGAAUGAAGCUACGUCCAUAGAUAUCGCUAUUGUUGAGAUCACGGUUCCAGCGAGGGCGCCACUGUCACCGGGGUUUGCUGCAUUUAGUCAGGGACAACUCUCUGAACAAGGAAUUCCAGAGAACCAACCAAUAUUCGACCAUGGCGAAUAUGGUGAACCUACUGUAGGGGAAACGGUUAUCAAGUUCGGGAGUGCAUCCGGUGUGACCUAUGGCACUUACCGAGGCAUCGAAACCGCAGAAUUCAAUUCCAGGAUAUACGGAAGAGUUUCAGAGACAGAGCGUUGGAGAGGAAUUUACUAUAUAGAGAAUCGACAGUGCUCGGAGGAUGAUUGUCAUCUACCGCCAUUUUCGACUCAUGGUGAUUCGGGCGCAGGAGUGUUCCAGAUAAGGGACAACUCUCUCAUCUGUGUCGGGAUCUUGGUGGGAGCAGACGAAGCCACUGGAUCCGGAAUUGUGAUCCCGAUCAAACCAGUGUUAGAAACAUCUGGGUGCAAUUUAAAGGUAUUCCGACCGCGAACAUAACUCUGAUUUCAAAAUUUCAAUAAGGAUGCAAAAAAUGGAAAUUUAUCCUAAUACAAGUAAUAUUAUCAUUUAAUGCAAGAAAAUGUUCCAGUGUGCAGCUAAAUGGGAAAAUAGACCCAAUCGUAAUGUUAUGUAUAUAUUUAAAUAAGAUUUAGGAUUUUGUAUAAUUCACCUCGAGGUAUGGACUAAUUUUAUUGUACAAGGAGAGACAGGGCGAAUUAUUUUGUAUCAAAUAUAACCACGUAUCAUCUGUGAAUAGCCGCGUUAUAAACGUGUACUUAGAGGCGUGGUCGAUCUCUAGGGAGCUGUUAACCUCGUUGUUUGAAUUCUACAUGUAUAUAUGCCUAUUGUAUAUAUAGUUAAUUAGAUACAUAUUGUAUAUACGAUUAAUAAGGAGCAUAUUGUAUAAAUAAUAAAUUAGGGACUUAUUGUGUAUAAUAUAGAUAAGGGGCUUAAUGUAUAUACAAUUGCAUAAUAUAUUAGGGGCUUAUUGUGUAUAUAGUGUAGUAAUGAAUGGCAUAUAUAGCAAUUAUAUGUCCUUUUGUAUACAUAGUAAUUUAGUGGCGCAUUCUGUAUGAAGUAAUACUAUAUAGUAUUUCAUAUAUAUACUUAUUAAAUAGUUUACCAAAAUAGCAAAGAAAUAAACAUACAUAUAUAAUUUAAAAAAAAAGGAAAAAACACACCAUCAUGUACAGAUUUACAUUUUGUUGUAUCAACCCUCACACCAUCAUUUUACACAUACACAUUCAUCACACCCAUACGCACGCACGGGG
Messenger RNA from Pecten maximus, 2864 nucleotides. RefSeq lists its product as uncharacterized. Gene Ontology annotation, molecular function: protein binding. Bases 1 to 2091 code for a protein of 696 amino acids. The record is from RefSeq and is a predicted model, not a curated record. The transcript has 6 exons. Lineage: Eukaryota; Metazoa; Mollusca; Bivalvia; Pectinida; Pectinidae.